UCCGUCCCAAAGAAACUGCAGCGGCGAUGGCAGUGCCUCAGCUCGGCAGCAGCCUGCUGGCGGCAGCCGCCCUGCUACUGUCCGCUGGCCUCCCCGCAGCGGGAGCGCCGCACCGCCACCCCGCGACGAGGGCCGAGGUCCUGCCGCAAAACAAAUAUACACAGACACCCUCCCCUGGAUUGCUCCUGGGCCUCCGGGGAGGGCGGCGGUGCACACAUCACCACUGAGAGCCAGCGAUUCUGCGCACAGGGAGGUGCAUGCAACAGUCGUCGGAGGGUGUCUGUGUGUGCAUGUCGUUCGUGGCGCAGAGGUCGCCACGGACGCGGGGGGCCAGAACUCCCUGCUGGCGCAGCCGCCGGGGCCUGCCCGCUCGGCCGCGCGGCACCCGGUCAUGCGCGCGGAGGCGGCCGAGGCCAGCCUGGCGGAGCAGAGCCGGGCGCCGGCGAAGGAGGAAGAGGAGGAGGAUGAGGAGGAGGAGGAGGCCCCCGAGGAGGCUUCGGAGGAGGCCGCCGCGGAGGCCCCAGAGGAGGACACCGUGGAUGACGACGAGCCCGAUCCUACCCCCACACCAGCCGCUAAGCAUGCAGCCGCGAAGCAUGCGGCCGCUAAGAAGGCCGCCAAGGCGAAGGCCGCCAAGGCGAAGGUCGCUGAGGAGAAGGCGAAGCAUGCGGCCGCUAAGAAGGCCGCCAAGGCGAAGGCCGCCAAGGCGAAGGCCGCUGAGGAGAAGGCCGCUGAGGCGAAGGCCGCUGAGGCGAAGGCGGCGAAGAAGCCGGUGACGAGCGACGAUGACGACGAUGACAACUCGAUUGCCCCGGCGCCAUCCGGAAAGCAGGUCAACACCUCAAGUGGCUCUCCUGCCCCUGCGCCCGUGAGUGCGGCGAACUCGAACAACUCGACGAACUCCACGGCUGAUGAUGAGAAAAAGGCGCAGUCCGGCGGGAUUAUCUUUGGUUUCAUUGUCGGCUUCGCCAUCACGGCAGGCAUCGCCUGCGCGAUUUAUUUCUAUUAUGCUUACGACAGUGAGAGCAAAAAAGACCAUCAGCCUCUGGACGACCACGGGUAUUCGGCACUAUCCUACGACUACGACCAGCAGCAUGAAGACCAGUUCGGUAGCCACGAUGGGGUGCCUGAGGAGGGCCCUGCGUUUCGCUGAGCGCGCAGCGUCAGCACCUUGUUGUAUCGCACGACCCGUGAGAGCGUCCUGCGCCGCGGCCCGCCCGGACCCGUCCUCUCCGCGCGCGUCCUGAAGGCCACCGCCAACAAAUGAUCUGUCCGUGAAAACGUCGGCAUCCGUCCCGCCCUCCGCAGCUCUGCGCGGGCUUCGCAAUGCGAUCUUUUUGCUGUGCGUUUCCUCCCUUGUCUCAAGUCGUGCA
Prorocentrum cordatum is the source of this 1373-nucleotide messenger RNA. NCBI's taxonomy places the organism in Eukaryota, Dinophyceae, Prorocentrales, Prorocentraceae. The record is from the annotation of a GenBank genome assembly.